AUGACGGACCUACUGCACUCCGCGCUUCACUCAGCAACCAGCCUCUCGGGACUGGCCUCGCAAGGCAACAGCGGUACGGAGACACCUGCCGUGCCAUAUUCUCGGCCUACAACGCCUGGUGCAAGUCCCACCGUUCCAAUCCAAAUCGGCUUUGUCGGUUUAGGCGCAAUCGGAGGAGUCAUGGCGAAGAAUCUGGCCAACUACCGUGCCACACACUCCCACAACGCGGCCCCCAUCCUUGUGUGGAACCGAACUGCUGCCAAAGCGGACGCGUUGUUGAAGGAGCUGGGAGCAAACAAGAUUCGGGUCACCAACUCGCUGGAGCAGAUCGCGACGGAGUGCGAUGUCAUUAUUACUGCCCUGGCGAAUGAUGAGGUCGUCAGGGAAAUCUACGAGAAGUUUGUCGCAACGUUGAAGCACACACCUCCCGCACGACACAAGAUAUUCGUCGAGACUAGUACCAUUUAUCCUACCUUUGCUGGCGAACUCGACAGCCUCGUUUCAUCGAUUCCUCACUGCCAUCUUGUCGCGUCGCCCGUGUUUGGCACCCCAGCCGUGGCUGCAGGCGCCCAGCUCAUCAUUGUCAUGUCCGGGGACUACCGCUCCAAGAAGGAAGUCGCUUACAUGCUGGUCCCUGCCGUUGGCCGCAAGGUGAUUGAUCUAGGCGGAAACAUCGAGAAAGCACCCACGUUCAAGCUAAUCGGAAACUCGAUGAUUUUGGGCACGCUGGAGAUUUUUGCGGAGAGUUACACACUGGCGGAGAAAUCGGGUAUUCCCGCCCAAGAAGUGCACAAACUUGUCAAAGAAAUCUUCCCCGCGCCUGGGUUAAUGAGAUAUUCGGAGCGGAUGUCGACCAAUAACUUCGAUGCCAAGACUGGAUUCUCCAUUAACGGUGGUAUCAAAGACGCGUCCCAUAUCCGUCGCCUCACUGCGGUUCACAACUCCCCAAUGCCAGCAAUCGAUAUCGCACAUCAACACCUGAUAACGGCCCGUGCUAUCCAUACUGGUCAAGUCCAAGCGGGAAAGGAGGCUGUCGACGUUCUGGAUUGGAGUGGAAUUGUUGCUGGGGCUCGUGUUGCUGCUGGGUUGGAUCCGUUCGAGUCUGGGAAUGUUGGUGUUGUACAGGAAGAUUAA
Mycena indigotica is the source of this 1134-nucleotide messenger RNA. RefSeq names its product NAD(P)-binding protein. The transcript has 7 exons. Gene Ontology annotation, molecular function: oxidoreductase activity, acting on the CH-OH group of donors, NAD or NADP as acceptor; NADP binding. NCBI's taxonomy places the organism in Eukaryota, Fungi, Basidiomycota, Agaricomycetes, Agaricales, Mycenaceae. The coding region runs from base 1 to 1134 and encodes 377 amino acids. The record is from RefSeq and is a predicted model, not a curated record.